UGACGAGCCGCUAUGUCUGGUCGCGACUACGUCGGAGUGCCGCCAAACGUCCAAACCGACUCGUCACGCCUGUACGAGAACGGGAAAGAAGAUUGAAUUUCAUGAAUUAUCAGAGCCACCAUGAUCAUCUCACCAUUGCUUUGUGACCAUCAUGCGAAUGCAGGCCUCCCGGCCUCCUGGGGAGCUCCAGAACGGGUUCGGCGAGGGAGUAUUACGGCGGCUUGUCCUCUGAGCACGUGUGGCUGGAUGUCGUGGGCAAGGACGGCAAGGACACAAAGGAGGCAAAGGACGCAAAGGAGGCUGGGCUGGAUGGAAAGGGGCAGGACAAGGAUGCCAACACCGACACCAAGGAGGUACGUAGGUGAGGUGCAAGCCAGAUUGACAUCCUCGUCCAUACAUCGUCGAUUCACAUGUGUGCAUGGCAUUGGCUGCAGCGUCGAGAUUCCCUGCAGCUGUUGCUGCGUCUGCAGUCGCUGCUGCCGCACUUCUCGCCCAAGGACACCAGCGGUGCCGACGCACUCACGCCAGAGGCCCGCGAGGAGAUCAUCCGGCAGCUGCUGCACGAGGCCUGCUGCGAGUUUGAAGUGGCUCUCAAGUCAGAGACGGUCUCAGGUACGGAAUGAUGAACAGGACACAGACGGACACUCUUGGUGCCUGCCUACCUUACCUGCUGCUGAUGGUUGCGCGUGGACGUGCAGUGAUUUUGUCGGUUCUGGACCGAUACGUCGGGCAGAUUAGCGUGCCCAGGGAGGAGGGAGACGCUGAAGGACGAGAGCAGGCACAAGACCAGGAGUGGGAGGGAGAUGCCGAUGUCGCCGAUGACGAGUCGCCGACGGCCGACAGAACCGAGGCCCUGCGGGAGCUGGGCAGCAAUUUGCUGCAAUUUCGCCACGGCGGCACCACCCCCAGCGCCCCGCAGCCGUCAAGCAGGCUCAUCAGACAGCUUUCGAUGCGGCAGCAUUCGACGCUGAAGGGCGACAUCGACAGCCCGCGUCGUCUGCCAACCAUGUCGCCACUGGACGAGGGGAGGCAGGACGACAGCUGGCAAGAAAAACAGCAGCGGCGGGCCUCCCAGGCUCAGCAGCGUGCAUCCGGGGAAGGCUCAAAGGUGUCCAAAGCAGGGGGCGGUGACGAGCUGACGGCCUGGGAACUGUCCUCGUGGGUCGGCCAUAAUCAGGUGCGUAGUGUCUCCAACCCACACCCACACCCACACCCACACACAUUCAUUUAAGCUUAUAUGCGCUUGUGUGUGUGCGUGUGUGUGUGUGUGUGUAUCUGUGCAUCUAGCGUGGUGAGGUGUUUGUGAAGCUCUCCCUGACCGUUCUCUCCACCGCAGCGUUGGUGGGGUACGGCCCCUACUUCCUGACCCAGCCGAAGAAGAUGGAGAUGUUCGGGCUGGGGCUCUUCUUCGCUCGCGGUGCCGCCAUGGCCCUGAUGAUACUCUCAGGCAUACUCGUCAUCACCAUGUGCAGGGGGGUCCUCACGGCAUUUCGAUGCACAUGGCUCGGGCGGCGGUGUGCCGUGCUGCUCGAUAUGCACAGGGAGUUCCACAUAUUCGCAGGGGAGCUGAUUGUGGUCUUCACCGUCAUCCAUGUGGCCGCACAUACCGGGGGGACGGUGCCGAGUCUGUCGAGCACGACUGACACGGAUGGGCUGAAUGAGGCCAUCAACAAUGGCAAGUUCGACGAGCCCCCGAGCUACCUUGACCUGGUUCUCAGCUUACCGGGGUGGACCGGUCAGCGUGUGGAUUAUCUGUGGGAGAGACAGAGACAGGAGCCUCCAUUCAUCGCUUGUUCGUUUGUGUGUCCCUCGCUUUGGGGGUGUAGGUGUGGUGCUCACCUUGAUCAUUGUGGCGAUGACGGUGACUUCCCUGCCAUCGGUGCGGCACAAAUAUUUUGAAGUCUUCUGGUCAGAUUUUUUCGAAGUGCGGCACAAGCGUUUUCGACACACACUGUCGCUCACGACAUUUGAUUCCUUCUUGGCCGCCAGGUACCCCCAUGCCGUACUCAUCUGGGUCUAUGUAAGUCGCCUGCACACACACACGCACACACACACGAAUGGCGGUGCUACGCGGCGGCCAAGUGACCAGUCAGUCCUCCUGUGCGUGCCUUUGUGUGCGGCAGUUCAUCUUCAUGUGUCUCCAUGGCAUGAUUGGGUUUCUGAACUGGGGGUGGCCACUUAGCUUAGUCAUCAUGGGGCCGGCCAUGUGCUGCUACCUGGGGGAGAGGCUGUUGCGCCAGUGGCGCUACUUUACGUGGGACGUGCGAGUCAAGUGGGCACUGGUACGCACACACACAGAGAGGGGGGGAGAGAGAUGGAGAGAUUAGCCAAGAAUGAGAUCGACGGGCGGAGAAAUGGCUGGCCGGAUGGACUGAAAUGGUGUGUGAGGUGUGUGGUGUGACAGGUGCCGAAGGAUGAGACAGUGGUUUUCCUGACACUCUUCAAGCCAAGACAAUUCUCCUACAAGUGCGGACAAGUAUGGGACGAGGCAGGCCUACCCACAUAAGGACACACACGGGAGAGAUGGAGUGCGUGUGUGCGCGUGCGCGUCUGUGCGCAGGUGGUGUGGAUGUCCUGCCCUGCGAUCAGCUGGUUCGAGUGGCACCCCAUGAGUAUCUGCAGCCACCCACAGACACACGACAGCAUCAGACUCAUGAUAGGCAACGCGGGCGACUGGACUGACAGAGUACAUAACACACAACACACAGCAAACCACCAACCAGCACACCUCUCUCUCUCUAGCCAACAAUCUGAUCUGCACCCGAGAGACAAUAAGUACACAUAUGCGCCCGUUGUCCGUCGUGUGUGUAGUUCAUCUCUCUGUGCCACGAGGCCAACCUUGCGGUGACCGAGGAGCGAGGGCAGUUCGGUGCGCCCGUCCCCUUCUACCCCCCAGUGCGUCUCGACGGUCCAUACGGUAGGGUUGCCUUUACGUCUCCCACGCAAGAAAGAUCAAGAACAGCCUUGUUCUUACUUGUCCAUGUCCAUCAAGGCGCCCCCGCUCAGUUCAGUGUGUACCAGGUAAGCAGCCACAUGUCUCAGCUAGUCAAGCGUCUCAUCUGUAUCAAAUGUCUCACUCACAAACCAGGAGAACGUCGUCUUUGUGGGAGCCGGCACAGGCAUCGCUGCUUUCCUCGGAUUCUUGCACGCCCAGGUGCUGCAGACAUACACACACACACACGCACAGACAUGCACUCGACUCGAGCUCGUGGAUGGAUGGAUGGAUGCAGUUCAGCCGCGAGUUGAGCGACCACUUCGAGAUCACUGAGCACGGGACGCCGGUCCGGGCCGACCCACACAAACGCAAGUUUCGCAAAGCGCACUUCUUCUGGAUCUCAAGGAAGCCCACGGGCAUGGUAAGUAAGCUGGUGGUCGGAUGUAUGUGGACCACUCACAUGGCUAGGGUGGCUGCGAUGCAGGCGUGGAUAGCCGAGGAGGCGGUCAAGUUGGUGGAGGACCCGCAGAUCUCCUCACACGUGACCCUCCACAUCUGCCUGACAGCCAAGAAGCCCCCGCCGCCCCCGCACAUCAAGCUCUUCCUGCUCGGCAUGCAAGCGGCCUCAAGGGAGAUCACCGGCAAUGGCAGAGGCAGCACGGCGUCGCUGCGGGGCAGCGGAUCACCCCUCUUGCACGCCAAGAACAGCAAACCGACAGGACCACCCGCACCAGCAGCAACGGGGAAGGAGACAUCAGCUGCUGGUGGUGGGGGUGCAGAAAAGGGUCGUCGUCCGUCUCAGGAUGAGGCUGCGACAAAGAUACAGGCGCUCGUGAGGGCACACCGGGCGAGACGUGACGUGGUCAGUCAAUCAGUAGAAGGACACAUUCUUUCAGAAUGCCCAUUUGUCUAUGCCUGUCUGCCUGCCUGCCUGCCUGCCUGUCUGUUCAGCUUGCCGACCCGCCGCUGCACGUCAAGUUCGGCCGGCCACAGUUCGGUAAGUCAGAGAGAGCAGUCAGGGAGGGAGACAGACGUUCACCUCCCACGUCACACGGGCGGCCAUCGAUCCAUGUGUGUCUUGCCCCAGACGUGGAGUUUAGGAAGGUUUGUCGCGCUGUGAGCCCCCAGGCGGUGAAGAUAUUCGCCUGUGCCGGCGAGUCGGUGUGUGAGGCCAUGGCGGACACCUGCAUUCGGCUCAGAAAGGAGGGUUUCACAAUCGAGAUGAUUACCGAGAGCUUUGGGUGAGUCCUUCCCCUCCUCUCCUGAUGCAUGUAUGUGAUUGCUGUGGGUUGAGUAUGCGCUAUGAUAUGGGUGUGUUUCUAUAUGUCAGUGUGUCCCUUUCUCUCUGUAUGCUCGCUCAUUAGUAGCUAUAGGACCGAGUGAAGUGCUUUCCGGAUGACGAUGGAUCGACCACGUCGCUCAGCCAGCAUCUCUCAGGGCAAAUGGUGUCCGGGUGUCGGCAUAUGAAAAGACAAUCAGCCACGCAACGGCAGCCGAUCAUGUAUGAAUGAGAAUUUUCAUAGAUGCGUGCAUGACAUUUGUCACUCUUUGAUG
This is a messenger RNA of Vitrella brassicaformis, 4489 nucleotides long. Lineage: Eukaryota; Vitrellaceae. The record is from the annotation of a GenBank genome assembly.